Nothoprocta perdicaria is the source of this 2857-nucleotide messenger RNA. RefSeq names its product zinc finger and BTB domain containing 43 (gene ZBTB43). The transcript has 2 exons. Gene Ontology annotation, biological process: regulation of transcription by RNA polymerase II. Bases 78 to 1469 code for a protein of 463 amino acids. Gene Ontology annotation, molecular function: DNA-binding transcription factor activity, RNA polymerase II-specific; RNA polymerase II cis-regulatory region sequence-specific DNA binding; protein binding. The record is from RefSeq and is a predicted model, not a curated record. Lineage: Eukaryota; Metazoa; Chordata; Aves; Tinamiformes; Tinamidae.
AGCGGCGGGGGAGCUGGGCCGCAGCUCGGAAUGCGAGGGACGUGAGGCCCGCAGUGCAACACUAGAUUUGUAAUGAAAUGGAGUCUGGCUCAAGUUCUUUUCGAGUGGAAUUUCCAGAUUUUUCUAGCACCAUUUUGCAGAAGUUAAACCAGCAGCGCCAACAAGGACAAUUAUGUGAUGUGUCCAUUGUAGUUCAGGGCCAUCUCUUCAGAGCCCAUAAAGCUGUCCUUGCAGCUAGUUCGCCUUACUUCUGUGAUCAGGUGCUCCUGAAAAAUAGCAGACGAAUAGUCCUGCCUGAUGUGAUGAAUCCUAGAGUAUUUGAAAACAUUCUUCUGUCUACCUAUACGGGUCGGUUGGUUAUGCCUGCUCCAGAAAUUGUGAGUUAUUUGACAGCAGCAAGUUUUCUUCAGAUGUGGCAUGUAGUAGAUAAGUGCACUGAAGUGCUAGAGGGGAAUCCAACAGUUCUCUGUCAGAAGAUGAACCAUGGCAGUGAUCAUCAGUCCCCAAGUAGUAGUAGUUACAACGGCCUUGUUGAAACCUUUGAACUUGGUUCUGGAGGACAGACAGAAUUCCACAAGGUGCAGGAGCUGAGGGAUGGUGAAAAUGAAGAAGAAAGUUCUAAAGAUGAACUAUCAUGUCAACUGACAGAACAUGAGUACCUUCCCAGUAAUUCUUCAACAGAACAUGAUAGACUCAGCACAGGCAUGACAAGUCAGGAUGGUGAAGAAGGGACUAGUGAUAGUGCAGAGUAUCAGUAUACAAGACCAAUAUAUAGCAAACCCAGCAUCAUGUCUCACAAGCGGUGGAUCCACGUGAAACCAGAAAGAUUUGAACAGGACUGCGAAGGUGUUGAUAAUCCUUAUGAUGAACACCAAGUUUCUGAAUCUGUGAAUGCCAUUCAGGCAGAUCAUUCAAUCCAGUCUUCAGGUGUUGAAGACUUUCAUAUAGGUGACAAGAAGAUGGAGACAGAAUUUGAUGAACAGGCAGAUGAAAGCAAUUAUGAUGAGCAAGUUGACUUCUAUGGCUCUUCUAUGGAGGAAUUUUCUGGUGAAAGGGCAGAUGGAAAUUUAAGUACUCACAGACAGGAUCUUAUGAUAGCAGGUUAUGGAGAAGGUAUUGAAAUGGCUACAGGAAUUAAAGAAGAAACAUCCCUCACUGGUUUCUCGCAUGCUGAUAAGCUGUAUCCUUGUCAGUGUGGUAAAAGCUUUACACACAAGAGUCAACGAGAUCGACACAUGAGUAUGCACCUUGGUCUUCGACCUUAUGGCUGUGGUGUCUGUGGUAAGAAAUUCAAAAUGAAACACCAUCUUGUUGGCCAUAUGAAAAUUCAUACAGGCAUAAAACCAUAUGAGUGUAAUAUCUGUGGGAAAAGAUUUAUGUGGCGGGACAGUUUUCACCGACAUGUAACUAUCUGUACCAAAUCCUAUCAAGCUUCUAAAGCUGAGCAGAGUACUACUGAGAUGAAUUAAAAUAUUAGUGCUUACAUUUCUUUGGUAGUGUAAGCAAAAUAAACUAAUUAUGCAAAUAAUAUCUGGUACUUGCUAUUGUGAAAUUUAAACUCUCAGAAAAACAGUCUAAUGAUUAUGCUGAUAUGAGUAUACCAGACUAUUUUUUAUUUUCUGCAGUAUGUGUGAAGUGCAAAUGAUUAAUCUGAAAGGUGCUUGCCAAAUUAGGCCUGUAAGGUAUUAGUGAUAUUGUUGUUUGCCCUUGCAGCAGUAUUCGGAAGUCCCAUUGUCUUCCUAAGUCUUGUAAAUUCAUAGUGAAACUCAAUUCUAAAUUGAGCCACACUCUGCAAAUAUUUGUGUAUUCCAAAUGUCCUCAAUGGGGAAGAGAACAACAGGGAUGCCCACACCAGGUGAUGUGGGUUACCUGUUGUAAAAUUUGCGUGAUUCCUGAUUUAAUGGAGAAAAAUAUAUAUAAUAUCACUUCAGUCUGGAAACUGCUAACACAUUUAACAUGCUUUAUUAAGUAGACUUUAUUGUAUUGCAUAAUGAAAGGCUGUAUUAAGGCUAGUUUUGCAUUUCUAUCUCUUCUGUUUUUAUCCAUCUUUACUAAAGAAAUCUAGUCUAAUUUUGUGUUUAUCUCUCUUUAAAGAGUCUGUAAAGCACUUAACUAUAGUUGAGCACUAUAUAAUCUUAAAACUAUUUUAAAUGUAAUUUGUCUUUGCUCCUCUAGGGUCUAAUGCUGUAUGACUCUUGGUUUGACCCUUUAUCUUGAUUGCUAUGUCAUGAAAGCUUUUAGAAGUGUGUAUAAUUAGUAUGUAUUAUCAAAAAAAAGGGGAGAUGUAAUAUUUGGAUCUUAUCCAAAAUACUGAAACAUUAUAACUGUAGUCGUAGGUUCAGUUGUUUAUAGCUUACUGCAGUAGCAAGUACCAAACUCUCUGUACAUUAACAAAAUGACUUUUUUGGUACUAAGAUUGUUUGAGAACUUCUAUGUUUAGAGAAAUGAUUUAGUCAUUGAUAGGUAUUUAUACAUUUAAUUCUUUACUGUUUGAACAUUGACCUAUAAUACAGAUCCUUGGUACUGAACUACUGUGACUGGUUACAUGUGAUCACAAGCAGCCAGAGUUGUUUGCCUCUCUGAAUGAAACUGCUUGUUGAAAAAAAGGUGGAAAGUAUUAUGUUUGGAUCCAUUAGUGGUACUGAAGAACAUGGUCACAUCUGAAGUCUGGAUUGUUGCUGGGGAAGUGGGACUCGUGCUCUGUUUGGUUCAGAUCGGUGUGCUGGUCUCAUUACUGGAGAAAGAUGGAGUGUUUAUGACUGAGAGCUGCUGCCAGCCCUGCAGGUAGAGUGAAAGCAUCAGGUGUAAAGGAGAUGAUAGGAUUUGGGGCUUGGAAGCUUAGUGCUUUCCUGUAGGA